Astrephomene gubernaculifera is the source of this 892-nucleotide messenger RNA. NCBI's taxonomy places the organism in Eukaryota, Viridiplantae, Chlorophyta, Chlorophyceae, Chlamydomonadales, Astrephomenaceae. The record is from the annotation of a GenBank genome assembly.
CGUGGAUCCGCUAAAUGGCAGCCCGGCCCACUCCCGCCGCGAGGUGGCUGCCUGGAGCAGCUGCUGGGGGGUGCGGCCGCCAUCGGGCCCCUGUGCGCGCGCCUGCGGGGCUCACCCUCCGUGCAGCACUUCCUGGAGGACCUGCAAGUCCAUGCGACUGUUCCUCGUCCCCCAUCCCCGCGGAGCAGGAGGUAAUAGAGCGGCUGGCGUACGGCAGCUCCGCGGGUCCAGGGCCGGGCAGCUGCAGCGGCGGCCGCUACGGCGCCCCCCUCUCCUCCCCCUCCUGCUCCUCGCAUGCGGUCAUGCGGUCGCUGCUGGCGGACUUGGACCGGCUGGGCUGGGGCUGCCUGGAGGAGCUAGACCAGGACGCCGCCCGCCUGACGCUGCUGCACCGCGACAUGCGGGGCUGGGAGCACCACCUGCGCCUCACCCUGCCGCCCGACUACCCCGCCUCGCCGCCCGCAGCAGCCACCGACCUGCCCACACCCCUGGAGUUCAGGUGGCUGCCGCAGCAGGCGCCGCUGCAGCAACAUGCAGCGCAGUGGAGGGCGGGACCGGCUGGCGGUGUUGGAGGCGGAGGAGGUGGAGCGGGUGAAGGAGCGGGCGUGUGCAGCAGCAUAGCGCAUGUGUUUGAGGAGUUCAAGCAGCUCAUCCUCCGCCUGCAGCCCCUCUGGGCCGCCCUGGAGGAGCUCGACCGCCGCACCCGCGUGCUGUCCCCGCCCGCCGCCUGGCGCUAGGGGGGGCCGCCUCGCUGCAGCUGCGGCUGGAGGCGGGCGUGCCGCGGGCGCCGCCGCAGCUGCCGGGCGGUGUCGCGUUCCUGGGCCCGCCGGAGGUCGUGGGGGAGCUGCGGGAGGGCUUCUUCGAGCGGUUGCACUUGUGGAGCGAGGAGAGG